This is a messenger RNA of Electrophorus electricus (electric eel), 3533 nucleotides long. RefSeq names its product alanyl (membrane) aminopeptidase-like b (gene anpeplb). Gene Ontology annotation, molecular function: metalloaminopeptidase activity; peptide binding; zinc ion binding. The record is from RefSeq and is a predicted model, not a curated record. Gene Ontology annotation, cellular component: plasma membrane; cytoplasm. Gene Ontology annotation, biological process: peptide catabolic process; proteolysis. NCBI's taxonomy places the organism in Eukaryota, Metazoa, Chordata, Actinopteri, Gymnotiformes, Gymnotidae.
UACCAGCACAGCCCCAACCAGCCGGAUCACUAAUCGUGCAGACUUGGAACAAACUCUUACAAGGCAUACGAUGGAGUCAAGAGGGGCAACAUGUGGAGAGAUAUAAUAUUUCAUAUGUUAAUGCUUGUACUCAGGAAAGGCAUCUCACAAAACCAUUCCAAUCUGUUUCUCACAAGCUUUUGCUAGUAGGACGAUUAUGUUUGGAGGGUAACGCUUCCUCUUGUGAAAUCGGAUUGGUGGGCUUAUGUAAAAACCGAUUUCUGAUCCAGAGGUGAAAGCAAUGGAUUAGAUUAAAUGCAAAGGACUUGUUUACUUGAUCAUCCAAGGUGGUUAAUGUGUAAUCCCAGUGAAGGUGGUACUUUUGUGUCUUUGGCCACAUACAUUUCCUGGAUUCACAAGAAGGUUCCUCAUUGAGCUUGGAGUCAUUCUUCAGGGUUUCUCAGAGGGGACAGACAUGGCUAAAGGAGUGUACAUCUCUAAAGCACUGGCUAUCGCCACUAUAGUGCUAACAGUUUCUGCUGUUUGUGGGAUUGUAUUGAUGGUCAUUCUGUACCAGAUGCAGAUAGAAAAGAAGUCACCCGUACGUCCACCAAGUCCUGUUCCUACUACACCUCUUCCAACAGGACCUCCACCAACGCUGAGACUUCCAAAAAAUUUGAUUCCAGAGAGCUACAAAAUCUACAUUCAACCGUUCCUUUAUACAAAGCUGAAUAAUGUUACAGAGCAAUCUUAUUUUUUCAAAGGAAACUCAACAGUGAGGUUGAAGUGUGUGAAAGACACCAGGAGUAUUUUUCUUCAUGCUGCUUUCCUGUCUGUAACCCAUGUUGUAGUGACCCAUUCUGACACACAAAAGGAAAUAGACUACGAGAGAUACCAAGUGCAAAAUGAAACAAAUUUUUUUGAGAUCCUGUUAAAGGAUGCGCUUAUAGGAAAUGGGAGCUAUUAUAAUCUUUUUACUGUAUUUGAAGGGGAACUCCAUGAUGAUUUGGCUGGUCUUUACAGUAGCCAAUACACUGAGAAGGUGGAUGAAGAAAGAUUCCUCAUCGCAAGCCAGAUGCAACCCACGGACGCCAGGAGAGUAUUUCCAUGUUUUGAUGAGCCAGAUAUGAAAGCAGUGUUCAAUAUCACCGUCAUCCAUAGAGAUGGCACCACAGCCCUAUCAAAUACCAAAGGCUAUUCUCGAUAUGUGGAAAUGGGAACCGAUGAAGACUCAUGGAUUGCUACUACAUUUGACCCGACACCAGUCAUGUCAACAUAUCUCUUGGCUUUCACAGUAACAGUACAAGAUUUUGGAAGAAAAUCAGAUAAACAUGACACAAAGGAAAUAAAGAUAUGGGCACGACCCGAGGCUGUGGCAGCAGGACAUGCAAACUACGCAAUGGAAAUCACUUUGAAGAUUUUGGAAUAUUAUGAGAACCUUUUCAAGAUGAAAUAUCAAUUAAACAAACUAGAUCAGAUUGCCGUGCCAGAUUUCAGUGGUAGUGGUAUGGAAAACUGGGGUCUAGUAAUGUACCGGGAGUCCGCUCUGCUGUAUGAAGAGGGAGUGUCAUCUGCCUCCAAUAAGGAAUUUGUUGCCACUGUUGUAGCUCAUGAGCUAGCUCAUCAGUGGUUUGGAAACCUGGUCACAAUGAAAUGGUGGAAUAACCUUUGGCUCAAUGAGGGACUUGCAACAUUCCUAUCAUACUUUGGAGUAAAUUACGCUGAGCCAAUGUGGAAUAUAAAAGAUCUAAUUAUUCUGAAGGAAAUCCGUGUUGCCAUGGAGGUAGACUGCCUGAACUCUUCACACCCCCUCAGUUUACCAGAGUCUGAAGUCGAGGAUCCUGAUGACAUCGCAGAGCUCUUUGACGGCAUUACCUACAGCAAGGGUGCAGCUGUGCUAAGAAUGCUGUAUGCUUACAUUGAAGAGAAAGCCUUUAUGGAAGGCCUUAGGAAAUAUCUCACCAAGUUUCAAUACAAGAACGUUGAAUAUGAAGACCUGUGGAAAUGCUUUCAAGAGGACACCAAUACCCAUAAGGAUGUAGUGGGUAUAAUGAAGACAUGGACCGAGCAACCAGGCUAUCCAGUGAUCACAAUUAACACCAGUACUGGGAUGAUUGCUCAGGAGCAGUUCCUUAUAAACCGAGGAGAAGACCAAGGGCUUGAAUGGAAGGUUCCAAUCAAAUUUAUAAAAAGAGAUUCUGAGAUUCAGGAGGAUUUAUUGAAAGAAAAAGGACCAAUCAGAGUACCCGCUUACGAAAUUAAAGAUGAUGCAUGGCUACUGGCCAAUGUGAACUGCACCGGUUAUUACAGAGUGAACUAUGAUGAACAGAACUGGAAUAAACUGAUUCAUCAACUGGAGAGUAAUCAUCCUGCUAUCCCUCUCAUCAGCCGGGGCCAACUAAUCGAUGAUGCAUUUAAUCUUGCUAGGGCCAAAUACAUCAAUGUUACUCUGGCACUGACUACCACCAAAUAUUUGAUCAAUGAGACUGACUAUGUCCCAUGGGAGUCAGCUCUUAAGAACCUGCGCUACUUCAUGCUCAUGUUCGAUCGUUCAGAGGUCUAUGGCCCCAUGCAGAAAUACUUACAUAAGCAAAUUGCUCCACUGUACGAGUACUUUAAAAAGUACACCGACAACAUGACUGUUCCGUUGGAUCUUGCUGAUCAGUACAACCAGAUAAAUGCCAUCUCAGUGGCAUGCAGCAACGGUGUUCUUGAGUGCACAGCAAUGGCCAGAAGUCUUUUCAAUGAGUGGAAAAAUGGCACCGAUCGCAUCCCACCUAACUUAAAGUCCACCAUCUACUGCAAUGCCAUUGCAGCCGGAGAUGAGCAUGACUGGGAUUUUGCAUGGGAAAAAUAUGAUACUGCCACAAUUGCCACAAUGAAAGACGAUCUUAGAUACGGACUCUCCUGCACCAAAAAAAUCUGGCUCUUAAACAGAUACCUUGGGUACACACUGGACCAUAAUAAGAUAAGGAAGAUGGAUGCAGCCUCUACCAUAACCUACAUUGCCAAGAAUGUAGCAGGACAGGCACUGGCUUGGGAUUUCAUCAGGGCCCACUGGACCUACAUAAGCCAAGAGUAUGGGAUCAUGUUUGAUGACAGUUUAAUUGAUGAAGUCACACAGAGGUUCUCCACAGACUUUGAGCUCCAACAGCUGAGGGAUUUCCAACAAGUGUGCAGUGAAGAUGGGUCAUGUGUAGCCAAGCGAGCUUUGGAGCAGGUCAUCGAGAGGACCGAGGCCAACAUUAAGUGGGUGAAGGAGAAUAAACAGACCGUGCUGAACUGGUUUGUAGAACAGUCCAAGGUGCUGUGAGUGCAAGCGGAUCUGCAAAGCCCUUGUAAGUGCACAGUAGAACCAGUGCAAUGAAAACCAGAUGUUGAAUCAUGGAACGGUGAUGAAGACAAAGUGCUCUUUUGCAAUAUUUGGUGUGCAUUUUAUCUCAACAGAAAGACUCCGUUUUAUAUGAAACUAUUGUUGAAUGUGAGGGAACAUGCAUGUCUAACAUGACUGCACAGUAAUGGAAGACCCAGCUCCUUAUAUUAUUAUUAAAUUA